This is a messenger RNA of Prorocentrum cordatum, 1383 nucleotides long. Lineage: Eukaryota; Dinophyceae; Prorocentrales; Prorocentraceae. The record is from the annotation of a GenBank genome assembly.
AUGGCGCUGUUCCCUACGAGGGCCGAGGCCAUGGCGUGGCAAAGCAUCAGCGAGCUGGUCACAUGGGCCGGCCUCAACAUCGACGCUUUCAAGGCCUUCGAGGAAGUCGUGGGCCAUCUUGGGAGCAACAUCCGAAACGUCGCACUCCUCCCGGCCGAUACGAUCGUUGCGGCGGGAACGUACGCCAAGCUCAAUGGCGCAGCGCUCCACCCAAUUCAGAUCGUGCAGUGGGGGCUUGUGUGGCGCCUGGCGCGCCGGAUCGCCCUCACAGCCGAGGGGGGCCCGGCAGCGUGGGAUGACUACAUCGAUGUGGACCCGUUCGCGCCGCCGCCGGCCUCGACGGCGCCGCCGGCCGCCCCGGCUGCCGCAGCAGCCAAGGGCCGCAUCGUGAAGAUGGCAGAGGUGUUGGACCAAGGCGACGCCUCGGAGAUUCCUCUCGCGGACGACAACAUGCACAUCAAGUGGAGCCAGAACUACGGAGCACUCACUGGCGGUGAGCAGCCGGUGCCAGAGGACCAGCCGUCGCUCGAGCAGCUCACGGCGCUGGAUCACCGGACCCGCGAGCUCCACUCCACGCCAUACGCCGAUUUCGGCGUUUUCGGGCCCUUCGACCGCAAGGUCCGGCGGAACAUGAAGUUCCGGGCGUGGCUCCCGCUGCCUGGGGGCGGGUGGAUGGCCCGGGAGCUCCCGGGCCCGGCGAAUUUCGAGCAAUGGCAGGCGGCCUGGCGGGUCUUCGCCACGGCCUGCCUGAUGCUCGGAAUCGUCGCCAGGGCCGCGCUCGACGGAAACGCCCGCCACAUCGAGAGGCUGAGCGCGCUGUGGCCGGAGGCUUGGCACCUCGUCUACAUGGCGGACGACAAGCUCCGUUGUGACCACAUCGAGCGCCUUCGCCGCACGGUGCGUGCGGAUCUUUCUGCGGGGAAGCCCGCGCCGAGGGAGUGGGACCCGGCCAAGCCGUGGACUGCCCUCUUCUACCUGGCGACGGCCGACAGGGACUACUGGAACGACCAGGUCACGAACCCGGCGACGGCCUGGGCGGCCAAAGGUGGCAAGGGCGUCCCAUUGGACCCAGACGAGCGGCUCGUCGUGCGGAUCCUUCCGGGUGGCGCCAGCGCAGUCGCGCCUACCGGCUGGGGUCGCUACGCCGCCCGGGCAGAGCGCGAGAAGCAGGUAUGCUUCCAGUUCUCCAAGGGCUUCGGCGCCUGCCGCCUGGCCGCGCCAGGCUCGAGGUGCCCCGCCGGGAGGCGGCACGUCUGCCAUGUGUGCUUCUCUCCGAACCACGCCGGGCACGAGAAGAAGUGCCAGGGCUGCGGCGGCAAGGGCGCAGACAAGGGCGGCUCCGGCGGCAGCAAGGGCCGCGGGGGCAAGCGGCGGAAGGGGUAG